ACCCCUUCUUCUGCUCUGCACCCUCCCGGCCUGCUACUUCCCCAGCGUUUGCACAGUGUACGUUGUUCCACACCUACCACUAGCACAGCUUCCAGCUAGCUAGGCGGCCGGAGAGCAAGAAGACGAAGUUGUCGUCGUCGGCGGAGGAGGAGGAGGAGGCGGGCGUAUAUAUACACAGAUAUAUAUUGUUUAAUUCUUGGGUGUGUGGUUGGAGAGGAUGACGACGAAGGCGGUGGCGGUGCUGGUGGUGGUAGCGAUGGCGGCGGCGAUGGCGGCGGAGGCGAGCAAGGAGCUGAGCGUGGAUUACUACAAGAAGAGCUGCCCGGGAGUGGAGAACGUGGUGAAGUACCAUGUGGCCAAGGCGCUCAAGGCCAACCGCGGCGACGGCGCCGCCCUCGUCCGCCUCAUCUUCCACGACUGCUUCGUCAGGGGUUGUGACGCGUCGGUGCUGCUGGACCCGACGCCGGAGAACCCGGAGACGGAGAAGACAGCGCCGAUCAACAUCGGGCUGGCGGCGUUCGAGCUCAUCGACGAGAUCAAGGCGGCGGUGGAGGAGCGGUGCCCGGGCACCGUCUCCUGCGCCGACAUCAUCAUCUACGCCGCCCGCGACGCCUCCAGCCUCCUCAGCAACGGCCACGUCCACUUCGACGUCCUCGCCGGCCGCCUUGACGGUCGCGUCUCCCGCGCCUCCGACGCCCAGCGCGACCUCCCGGACUCCACCUUCACCGUCUCCGAGCUCAUCCGCAACUUCCGCCGCAAGAACUUCACCAUCGAGGAGCUCGUCAUCCUCUCCGGCGCCCACGCCGUCGGCGUCGGCCACUGCUCCUCCCUGCGCGCCCGCCUCACCGCGCCGCCGGAGCAGAUCCUGCCCGCCUACCGCAGCCUCCUCGCCGGCAAGUGCGCCGUCGCCCCGGACCCCGUCGUGCCCAACAACGUGCGCGACGAGGACCCCGCCGCCGUGGCCGCCACCAUCCCGUCGUUCCUGCCGAAGCUGCGCAAGUUCGAGUUCUUGGACAACACCUACUACCACAACAACCUCGCCCGGAUCGUCACCUUCAACUCCGACUGGCAGCUGCUCACCGAGAAGGAGGCGCGCAGCAAGGUCCACGAGUACGCCGACAACGGCACGCUCUGGGACGAGGACUUCUCCGCCUCCCUCGUCAAGCUCAGCCAGCUACCAUUGCCGCCCAAGGCAAAGGGCGAGAUCCGCCACCACUGCCGCCGCGUCAACGCCUACUGAUUAAUUCUUGCAUCCUUGCAUCCAUCCAUCUUCAGCUCUGCAUUGUCCUUCCAAUAAUUCUUUGUUUCUUUUUGAUUUUGCAUCGUCGUCGUCGUCUGUCUGUCUAUGUUGAUCUGUGAAAUUUGUUGGUGAUGCCGUGUUAAAUUGGUUUAAUUCUGUGUUGAAUUCGAUUCUUCGCGUAUGCAAGAACACAUCAGUACAGGAAUUCAUGCUGUAUAGUAGCUUCGAUCGUGUUGCUGCGUUCAGUGUAUGUGUAUCUAUCUACUACUAUGCUGGUUUCGAAAGAAAGAAAGAAAGUUGUGAGGGUUUCAUUAAUUUCAUAUAUGUUUUUUUUUAUUGGUUUGGAUUGGAUUUGUGUUCAUCCAUCCAGCCUCUCCAUUUUCAUGUAAUAAGGAUUACAAAAGAUCGAUAUAUGGCACUGGGCACACUUCAAUUAUGUUCCAAA
Messenger RNA from Oryza brachyantha (malo sina), 1685 nucleotides. RefSeq names its product peroxidase 2-like. Gene Ontology annotation, cellular component: plant-type cell wall; plasmodesma. Gene Ontology annotation, biological process: response to oxidative stress; hydrogen peroxide catabolic process. The transcript has 2 exons. NCBI's taxonomy places the organism in Eukaryota, Viridiplantae, Streptophyta, Magnoliopsida, Poales, Poaceae. Gene Ontology annotation, molecular function: heme binding; peroxidase activity. The record is from RefSeq and is a predicted model, not a curated record. Bases 218 to 1240 code for a protein of 340 amino acids.